UUACUGCAACCUCGCGGAAGUGCAAACUUUCUGUGUUAUGUCACAGGAACUACAUUCUUAUCAAAUUAGAAGACUGAAAGUAAUUGCAGCGACAGUCUUGAGUUCAAGAGACCUCCUUAACCAGGUGUUUUUCACCCCUGGGAAACAGUAACAACAGCUGCCAUGCAGAAAUACCCAAAUCCAAUGAACCCCAGUGUGGUUGGAGUUGAUGUUCUGGACAGACACGUAGACCCUAGCGGGAAGUUGCACAGCCAUAGGCUGCUCAGUACAGAAUGGGGAAUACCCUCUAUUGUGAAAUCGCUCAUUGGCACAUGCAGAACAAGGACGUAUGUUCAGGAGCACUCUGUUGUGGAUCCAGUGAAAAAAACAAUGGAGCUUAAAUCCAGUAAUAUUUCAUUUACAAACCUAGUGUCAGUAGAUGAGAGGCUCGUCUAUAAACCACACCCUCAUGAACCACAGAAAACUAUUUUGACACAAGAAGCAAUAAUAUCUGUGAAAGGUGUCAGUCUUAGUAGUUACCUAGAAGGAUUAAUGGCAAACACAAUCUCUUCCAAUGCUAAUAAAGGCCGUGAAGCAUUGGAAUGGGUAAUUAAUAAACUGAAUGCUGAAAUUGAGGAGUUCACUGCUUCAGCAAGAGGAACCAUGAGGAAUUCAAUGGCAGCAGCAGCAUUUGUAGAGAAAUGAUAGUAAAUAUACUUAUAUUACUGAACAGGUUUAACAGUCUAAAGCUUCUCUCCAAACCUAAAUAUAUGUAUUUGAUCUUUAAAGGCAUACC
Messenger RNA from Rhea pennata, 775 nucleotides. RefSeq names its product PRELI domain containing 3B (gene PRELID3B). The transcript is spliced from 6 exons. Lineage: Eukaryota; Metazoa; Chordata; Aves; Rheiformes; Rheidae. Bases 163 to 684 code for a protein of 173 amino acids. The record is from RefSeq and is a predicted model, not a curated record. Gene Ontology annotation, biological process: phospholipid transport. Gene Ontology annotation, cellular component: mitochondrial intermembrane space. Gene Ontology annotation, molecular function: phosphatidic acid transfer activity.